CUUGCUUUGUAAGUCCUGAGGCCAGAUCAAAGUAGGUGGCCCCGCGAUGGGGGAAGAGAGGCCCAUGGCUGAGGGGGCCCAGUCCAGAAGGGAAUCCCAAGGUGCAGAAGUAACAGCGCAGAUUCAGCAGCCAACAGACAGAAACCUGAGGACACCAGGCAGGCGGGGCCCGCGCUCAAUGCUCAGGGUGUCCCAGCUACUGCUCAGUGCCAUCGCUGGCCACCAGCGGCUGACUCUGGCAGAGCUCAAGAAGGAGCUGGGAAAUGCAGGCUACCAAGUGCGCCGGAAGAUCAACCGCCACGACGGGUCCGAGAGGGGUACACUUCUGCGGGUCAGUGGCAGCAAUGCCACAGGCUACUUCAGGGUCUGGAAGGUUCCAAAACCGAGGAGAAAAGUGGGACAGUCCGGACUGGCGCUGAACCGCUGCUCUUCAAGGAAGACCCUGCUCCAAUCCCAAUCUCAAGCCCUGAGACCACGCAGACCACGCUCGCGUCGCAAGGCAGCCAAGAAGGCCAGAGAAUUCUGGAGACACAAGUAUAGGGCUUUGAAGGCAAAGUCCACGAGAACAAGAUCAACAGUCGGGACAAGAGUCAGGUCAAGGGCCAGGUCAAGGGCAAGGUCUAGAGCAAGGUCUAGAGCUAUGGACCAAGUGUGUGCCAGGGCCGAGGAGCAGGCUUGUGCCAGGGGCAAGGAACAGGCUCGUGCCAGGACCAGGACACAGGAGUGUGUCCAGGGCAGGGAGCAGGAGUGCACCAACGCCAGAGAAGAGGCACAUAUGGGAGCCAGGAUGCAAACCAGGGCCACGGCAAUGGAAAAUAUCAGAGCAGGACCUUCAAGGGAAGACGGCAGGUCUCGAUCUAAAAAUGAGAGCAGGCCAAACUCGAAAUCCAGGGACGAGAAGAGGCAGGAACCUGAGAGGGUGGUAAAACGAACCAUCCAGAAACCAGCUGCAACUAAAGUUGACAGUGUUUACAACCUACUAGGAAAAGCACGCACCAAGCCUUCUGCAAAAAGCGAAGGUCCUGGGUGCUCAAGGAAUCCUUAAUGCCAAAGCUGUUUUCUGGGCGCUGUUUCUUUUCCAGACAGGCUCCAAGGAGAGUAACUCUCUUUCAUUGAAGCUGUUUACAAGA
Molecule: messenger RNA, 1130 nt
Organism: Myodes glareolus (Bank vole)
Lineage: Eukaryota; Metazoa; Chordata; Mammalia; Rodentia; Cricetidae
Source: RefSeq, a predicted model, not a curated record